Messenger RNA from Populus nigra (black poplar), 1289 nucleotides. Its product is annotated as disease resistance protein RPV1-like. The record is from RefSeq and is a predicted model, not a curated record. The transcript has 2 exons. Bases 2 to 1111 code for a protein of 369 amino acids. NCBI's taxonomy places the organism in Eukaryota, Viridiplantae, Streptophyta, Magnoliopsida, Malpighiales, Salicaceae.
AAUGCAGCACAUGUCACUGGAUGCUAUGAGCAUUUUUCCAAAGAGUUGGCAUCGAUGCCCUUUGAAAUCUUUACCGCGAGAUUUCCAGCUAGACAAUCUAGUAGUUCUUGAUAUGCAGCACAGCAACAUCAGAGCAGUCUGGAAGGGGAUCAAAUUUCUCAACAGGCUGAAAAUCCUCAACCUCAGCUAUUCUGUGCACCUUUCUACAACACCGCACUUCAUGGGACUCCCUUGUCUGGAGAGAAUUAUACUUGAAGGUUGCACAAGUUUAGUUGAGGUUCAUCAAUCUAUUGGACAUUUGGAUAACCUGGCUUUGUUGAAUUUGGAGGGAUGCAAGAGUCUGAAGAAUCUUCCAGAAAGCAUUUGCUACUUGAAAUGCCUUGAAACUCUAAACAUUUCCAGGUGCAUAAACCUUGAGAAAUUGCCCGAGCAGUUGGGUGAUAUGGAGGCCUUAACCAUACUUCUAGCAGAUGGAACUGCAAUUGAGCGACUACCAUCUUCCAUUGGACAUUUGGAGAACCUCAGUAAUUUAUCGUUGGGUGGAUUCAAAUAUGACUUAUCAUCGGUAUCUUGGUUUUCACAUAUUUUACCUUGGCUUUCACCAAGAAUUUCAAACCCCAGAGCUUUGCUUCCAACUUUUACUGGCUUAAACUCGUUGAGAAGACUAGAUCCGAGUUACUGUGGUCUAUCUGAUGGUACAGAUCUUGGGGGGUUAUCCUCACUUCAAGAAUUGAAUUUCAUAAGAAACAAGUUCAAUAAUCUGCCUAAUGGCAUAGAUAGACUUCCCAAUCUACAAGUAUUGUGCCUGUACCAUUGUGCAGAUCUUCUAUCAAUCUCAGAUCUUCCCUCAAGUUUGCACUCUUUGAUGGUGUAUCAUUGCACAUCCAUGGAAAGAUUAUCUAUUAAGUCGAAAAAUGUCCCAGAUAUGUAUCUAGUUAAUUGCCAACAACUAGCUGAUAUUCAGGGUUUAGGAAGCGUGGGAAAUAAACCCCUCAUUUAUGUUGACAACUGCAGAAAACUGGCAAAUAAUUUCAAGAAGAGUCUUCUUCAGGUACUAUCCCCUAUCUUUUGCUUUCAAUCUUGCUCUUGCACUUGGAUUUCUAAGCUUUAGAAUCCGACAAUCAAAUAAACAAAUAGUUCUCUCUCUAAAAUCACACCGUUUAGAAUCCGACAAUCACGAUCCAUGUCGAUCAUCACUCGAAGCCAACAAUUAACUCUCAUCGCCGAUCAAGUCACCUCCCAUGGCAGCUCCUCCAUCACUAGUUAUCUUCCUCAUCCAAACCCCAAGU